This is a messenger RNA of Serinus canaria (Common canary), 2135 nucleotides long. RefSeq names its product regulator of G protein signaling 19 (gene RGS19). NCBI's taxonomy places the organism in Eukaryota, Metazoa, Chordata, Aves, Passeriformes, Fringillidae. The record is from RefSeq and is a predicted model, not a curated record. The transcript has 6 exons. Bases 283 to 882 code for a protein of 199 amino acids.
CUUCUUUUGUCCCCCAUCUCCCUGCCCGCAGAGCCGGCGGUCCUGGCGAUGCCACGCACCCCCUGAGCCAGCCGGGGUCACCCUGGCUGGUGCCAUGGCCAGGCUGCAGGCUCCGUCCAGGAGGCGGCAGGGACAGUAGCCAGGGGGUCCCACAGCUCACCCGCGGGCUGGGAGGAGCUGAGAACGGCAGAACAGCCCCUGAAACACGACCCAACGCCGUCCACCGUGUAUGAGGCUGGGACACAGUACGCAGGACCCGCGUCCACAGAGUUACUCCUUCCGAUGUCCCGGCAUGAGACUUCUCCGACAACGGUGCAACCCGCCAGCAACCACCGCCCCAACGCCUGCUGCUUCUGCUGGUGCUGCUGCUGCAGCUGCUCCUGGAACGAGGACCGAGAGCGAGCAUGGAGGGCAUCCCGGGAGACCAAACUGGAGAGCAUCCCAAACUGUGAAGCGUGUGCCAAACCCACGCCGGAGGAGGUGCAGGGCUGGGCGCAGUCCUUCGACAAGCUGAUGAAGAGCCCGGCGGGGCGCAACGUCUUCCGGGAGUUUUUGCGGACUGAGUACAGCGAGGAGAACAUGCUCUUCUGGCUGGCAUGUGAGGAGCUCAAAACUGAGUGCAACAAACACACCAUCGAUGAGAAGGCCAGGAUGAUCUACGAGGAUUACAUCUCCAUCCUCUCUCCCAAGGAGGUGAGCCUGGACUCGCGGGUGCGGGAGGUCAUCAACCGGAAGAUGCAGGAGCCGUCCUCGCACACCUUCGACGAUGCACAGCUCCAGAUCUACACGCUGAUGCACAGAGACUCCUAUCCCCGCUUCCUGAACUCUGCCAUUUACAAAUCGCUGCUCCAGACCGUCUCCCACUCCUCCUCGGAGUCCUAAGGGCACCCACUAGCCGUGGGGACACUAGUGGGGACAUGGUGGCCGGGGCGGUCGGUGCCUCCUCCCCUCUGCCGCCCUCCUUGCCAGACCUCACCAAGUUUUUAGCUUUUUACCUAUGAACUGUCACCCCGGUGUCUGGGCCACACUGCAGGACUGUCCCCAGGACACAGCCUGGGCCAGUUCGUACUACUGAUUCUCUGCCCUGUCCCCAGUGCUGGCCAGAGCAAGCUGGGGGAGCACGGGACAGCACCCAGGGCCUGGCUCCCCCCACACCAUUUGGAAGAGGUUACUUUAUCCCAUCUCCACCACACCUGGGGACAUGGCAUGUCCCCAUUUGCCACCUGAGACCCAGUUGGGAACUGGGUUGGGGGUUUUUUGAGGUGGGGGGAGGUUGACUGUUGUUGGUUUGGGUUUGUUUUUUUUAAUUUUAAAUGCUCUUUUGGUUGGCUUUUACUGGGGGACUUGAAGUGUGGGAGGGGGGGGUUGACGAGCAUCUCUGUACAUAUAAAAACCUGUCAGGUUUACCUGGUUCCAGCUGUUUGAGGUGGCCCACAGGGCAGGGGGGUGGUGCCAGAGGCUGUUUGUAUUUCUGGUGGGGCAGAGGGCAGAGCUCUGAGGUGCCUUAAGGGACCAUGGGGAUGUGCUGGGGAGUGGGAAGGAGAUGUCUUACAGCUGCCUCCCCUGACAGUCCCCAUGACACAUCUGCACUGCUUCAGCCCCAGGACACCACACACUGCCACCCCAAACCCAGAGCAUCCUCCCUCCUUGGUUCAUGGACCUCAGAGAGGGGGAAAACACCUGUGCAGGCAUUGUUUGCUCUCCUGCAGAACCCACAGGCACCAGGAUGCCUGCAGGAGAGAGCUCCCAGCUGACUCAGGUCUGCUGUGCCAGCAGGGAGAAGCCCAUGGGUCUACCUGGCUCCCUCACUGAGCAGGGACCUGGGCUCUCAUCACGCAGGAUGGAAAGUGUCACGGGGGGAUACAGAAUUCCCAUGUUUUUGCACAGCACAAGGAAUGAUUUACUGAAUACUGACUCAGUAUUGAAGGCUCAGUAUCCAGGAUUAAAACAUGUCUGUCCCUGCCCUUCACGCUGAAACAAAGCCAACACAAGGGUUUUGCUGCCAGUCUUUGCUUCUCCUGAUCCAACACAGCAGUUUCUUAUUUAUCCAUCCCUUCCCCUCCUCUCUUCAGCCCUUCCAAAAGAAAAAAAAUGCUUUUUAUUGAACAUAUUUUUUAAACAAAACAAUUCUUUCA